CCCUGUCUUGUGUGUUGUCGCGGUAAAUUUACAGGAGCCACGCGGUUAGAAAGGAUGCGUUAACCACAUGAAUUUCUGCCUUUGAGAAUAGUUAGUUGCAGUCGAUAGAGUUAUGGCUAAUUACCAUAUGAAGCGAAUUAAUUAUAAACGAUGCUUGUUAAUAGUUUGACAAACAGACGACAAAUUUAGUCACGGUAAUAUCAACGUGUGGAUACCAAAGAACGACAUGCCCUGACUUGUCCCGCAUGGUGGCUAGGCCAGUCAAAUGAACUGCGUUUUUACAAACAUCAUCAUGGAUAACGUUAACGAUUUCCCCUGCCAACUCUUCAGUUGUUUUUUCAACGACGGUCCUCCUGAUGCUAAACGUGGUGGGAAUGUUGGAGGCUGGAGAUUUUACAACCAUGUGAUCGGACGUGAGGAUCAUCGGUCUGUACAAUGGCAGGCGCAAAAUGAAGUCAAGGGAGAGCGGUGGUUGGCCACACAACCGCUUGUAUUGCCUCUGCUGCCACCUAACGAAGCUCAUAUCUACUCAUCUGGCCUCCACGCCAAAACAGAGCCUAUGGACUUCCUUAAACAUAUGCAGAAUUUUUACCAGGAUCAUUCCACAUAUGCCUUUCAAUCUAUGAGCCACCUCCUUUUGGAGUCCUUUUAUCCUGAAAAGAGACAUAGACAGACAUAUGAAUUCCUGCGGUGGAGGCGGACCGUUUUGAGAGACCUCAAGUAUACUGCAUGCCCUGUGUCAACUACACGGAUGAGGACUCAGUGUUAUGACAAUGUUUUUGGGCAUGACCUCCAUGACAUUCCUCCUCCUCUCCUGGCUGAGCUGCUUCAUGAGGAGUUGGUGCAUCAGGGAGAGCAGGAGGAGCUUCAAGAGGUGGCCACCGGGGGCGCUCUGAGCUGCAUUUCCUUGUCAGAUUCAAACGACCCUCAAGAGGUCUGUCUCAUCUAUCCCAGUAAUCCAGGCCUCCAAACACUCAACUUCCACAAGGUGGAGCUGAAGUCAAGCAGGGCUGAAUCGCCACAGCUACAGCUAAGAGGUCAGCCCAUUGUCUUUGACCUGACUGGCCCCAUCAGGCAAGUGAGCACAGGGACCCUGCAGGAAGCUGGUGAGAGAGUUUAUGUAGGGGUGCGUUCAGACCACUUCUGUGGUGCUUGGCUAGUAGGUGAUUCUACGAAACCACGAGCCCUGGAGGUUAUUCAGACGAAGGAGCCAGCUACAUGCCUGGUUGUAAGCCCCCAUGUAUCAAAAGAGCUGCUUGUGGCCAGUGAGAGUGGAGCAGUGUAUCUCUGGACUGUGGGAAAAGGACUGACCAAAGUCAGAGAGGAGGACUCUAAUCUCUACUUCAAUGCAAAGUCCGCAUGGCGGUGGUGUGAGUUCUCUGCUCACCCUAGAGUCAUGGUCUACACUGACCGAACGGGAGCUGACCUUACAGACUUCAGGACCAGUGAAAAUCAAAGUUACACCUUAUUUCGCAUUGGCAAGGUCUCUGAGGCCAAGCGAGGGGAGAGAGUAAUCAUGUCACGGUAUCUCAGUGAGGUACAUGCCUACCACCAUCUUGUUACCACUCAGUAUUCAGCUUACAUCAUGGAUGAGCGUAUGCCAUCUGUGCCCAUGCUGAAAUGGGACCACUUCAUGGAGAGCCCUCCCAUGUUCGCUCAUGUCUUGCCUGGAACUUCACCUCGGAGGAAUAACCAGCUGCUGUUGGGCUCUCAGAAGACCCAGGAGCUAAUGAUGUUGCAGUACUCAGGUGGCCGUGAAGAAGCCUGUGCAGCCCGAGGUCCCCAUCACAAACUACUCAGCCCUAGUGAGACUCUGCCCCACCUGCCUGUCAGAUUACCUCACAAAAACCAGACCGCUCAGGAGAGGCUGUCUCUGCCAGCUGCUGGCCUGACGGCCAUCCAGAGCAGCCAGCAUCUCUGUGUGUUGCAGCUCACUGCAGCCGGAGACGUGUUCUACCAGACCCUCGGGCUGUGCUCGGAAGGCCUUGCAGAGGAUUCCUCUCGGUCCUCUGAAAGGCAUGAGGCGGAGGAGGGUGGAGACAGAUGCCAACCUCCUGUAUCUAGUGAUUGUUCAGAUGAAGAUUCCGAACCCAGCCAGAGGAGAUCUCCUGGUGGUUUUGAGGUGGUAGCCAAUGUCAGCGCAGAGCAUCUUUCCACUUCAGAUUUGGAGAAUGAAUGUGGUCAGCAACUUACCCAAUCUUUAGGCUCGUCUGUCCAGCCCCCUGUUAUGGCCGCCAGUCUCCCAAGCACCCGGUUGCAGCUCAACAAGGAAGUACUUCGCGAGUGGAAUGAGUGGCUUUCCGGUCUAGAUAGUUUGCCGGCCCCGAAGUCACACUUCUCACAUUGUACAAAACACACCAGGGACAUGGGCGUCUAUGUUAAUCUUCAGAGCGACCCACUUAAGGAACCCAGAUGGCAGAGUGUGCAGCAGGACCUGAGGAGGAGCAUGAGCAGGGGGGAGAUUCUUGUCCACUCAUCCACCCACUUGCCUCCACUCACCAUCACCCCUGUCCCUGGAGUGCUGGAGCCCUCGGAGUGGACCGACGACCUGAGCCAGAGACUGAGCGAGGCGUGGCAGGGCCGGUGGAGGCAGUGGUGGGAGGACAAGCUGGGCCUGAACCGGGAGCAGAAGCGGGAGGCCCUGCGCCAGAAGCGUCGGCAGGAGAAGGCCAAGGGACGUCGCCGCGUGUCACUCGCCAGGAGUUUCACCUCCUCCGUCAGCUACCAGUCUGACUCGGAACUUUCUGGAAUUUCCAGCCAAAACCUGGGCUCUGAUUGGGACGAAGACGUAACACGCCGUCCUGGUUCCAGUAAAAGUGGAGCGCUCUCACCAGAGCUCACAAUCACCUCAAAUCUGAGUUUAGGGAAACCUCUUUUCCAGAGCACACAGUCAUCAGAGCCGCUGCCGGUCAACACCCCUCACCUUUCCGCUGCAGCGCAGGAGUCUCCCCUAGUGGAGUCGUCUGAAUUCCCUCCGCUCCUCCUGUCCGCUGAACCCAGCCGGCCUUCCAUGCUGGGCUCGGCCCAGAAGAGACCCAAACGGACAGAGCAGGAUCUUUUGCAGUCUCUGUUUAGCUCUCAGGAGGCAAGUCAGGCUCUGCUUGAGGAGAGCUCCCUCUCUAUGAUGGCCCCGUCCUCCCAGCUUUCCAGCUUCUCCUCCUCCCAACGACCCCCUCAGAUCCGGGCGUCCCUCUCACAAGCCUCCCUGCCUAAGAAAAAGAAGACACGCAUGGGCUUCUAAUGAGAACGACAGUGCGUUUUGUAAUGCCCCCCUCCGGGAUAGUUGGAAGCUCUGGGACACUGUAGUAGCUGCUGUGCAGGUUCUGCGCAGUGCGUCGGGAGACGAUCCACACCAGCUUCUUGUGAUCGGGCUUGCUGCAUUCCGGUGAGGAGUAUUCUGAUAUGCACUGGGCCACAAGUCCUCUCCAGUGCUGCAGCUCAGACUCUGAGAUCUGGUGGUGGGGGGGGUACACAGCCAAGACGUCACAACACUGGACACCCACUUACAUAAGACUACACCCUUCCAGCCAUCAAUCAGCAGAUAUGUAAGUGGAUAGCUGGCUGGCUGGGCCGAACAGGAAACUAUGUUGAGCCUUAAAAGAAUGAACUUUUGAGAGCUGGUUGGUUGUCAUCAAACAAUCUCAAGAACUUCACAUCAGGUUGUUGCUUUAUUGGAUAUUUCAUGUUUAAUUCUUUAUGGGCUCUGUCAGUUGUAGAAAUGGUGUGUACUGAUAUUGAAUGUGUUGCUGUUAUAUGAAGUCACAGCUAAAACCCUCAGGUUAAUUAGUUUGUUAAGGCACCAAUGCUUGACCCAAAUCCCUCAACUGUCCAAGGAAGUGUGUGUUUGCUAACCUUUAAGUGCCUCUGGAUGCGCUGAGCAAUCUCCAGCAUGUCAACAGACUGCAAAGCCUCAAUCUCCAGGGUGAGGAGCGAGAGCGCCAGCACGGACGGCUGAAACGAGAUAGAGAUGGGGAUUAAUUAAUUAAGUUAUUCUUUCUUAAGUGUGUCACAGGGCCACAAGUGAUGUGAUGAGGAAUCUUACUUUAGCUUUGGAAAAGACAAUGCGGCAAAGACAGGCUUUCAGCUGCGCCUCCAGCUUGUCUUGGUUCAGGACUUCCUUCCUAUUUAAACAGAGAGGGAAAAUGGCCUUCUGUGAACCUAAUACAGCCAAGAGUAAUACAUAUAGGCAGCUUUUUUUUGACUCAAGACUGUCUGAUGUAAUAGUAUGUUAUCUUGCUAAUGGUGCAGACAUGACAUGAUAAAAUAUUUGUCCUUGUUAUUACAGCAGACUGACCCAUAUAAACACUUGAUGGUUCAAAGUUCAAA
This is a messenger RNA of Alosa sapidissima (American shad), 4326 nucleotides long. It is a transcript of the gene taf1c, whose product is annotated as TATA-box binding protein associated factor, RNA polymerase I subunit C. Gene Ontology annotation, biological process: transcription by RNA polymerase I. The transcript has 15 exons. The coding region runs from base 266 to 3241 and encodes 991 amino acids. Gene Ontology annotation, molecular function: RNA polymerase I core promoter sequence-specific DNA binding. The record is from RefSeq and is a predicted model, not a curated record. Gene Ontology annotation, cellular component: fibrillar center. Lineage: Eukaryota; Metazoa; Chordata; Actinopteri; Clupeiformes; Clupeidae.